GGCAAGCAAGAAAGCGCAGCGUUUUGGUCAGCGUUCCCUUCGGUGCCGCUGGCUUUUGGGCUCCGAUGGUGUGUUGUUUUUGCGUCCGUGAAAUGAGCCCAAACUAAGUGCUGAAAAACGGUUUUGUUUGAAAGAAAAGCAAAAAAAAGCCCCCUUUUUUUCGAGUGGAAGCGAGCGUGAGUGUGUGCGCGUGCGUGCGUGUGUGUAUGUGUGCCUGGGGUUGUGUGCGCAGAAGUUCGCGCGGGUGUGCUAUUCAAAGUGUUCAAAGUGUGGCGUGGAAUGUGCACCCAAAAAGCCACCCAAACACGUACCUGGUGCAUGUAUGGUGGCGUGUUGGUGGCUAUAGUAUCCCGAAAGUGAGCAGGAAAAAAAGUGAUUUCCGUGAAAUAAUACGGUGGCCACAGUGGUGGGGCACAGUUGGGGAAGAAAAGCAAGCACCCAAAAUUCACGGUGCAUGGUGGUGAAUUAAAAAAAGAAAAGUAAAGAAGGCAAAAAUAACGUGUGUUUUGUGUGCCGCGUCCGAUGGCUUUGUGUGUUUGUGGUGCGGUUUUGGUGGGCUGUGUCGUACUACAAUCGGUCGCUAGUGUACCUCCAGGCGAGAGUGUGUGAGUGUACCACCAACACGCACGUACAAUCGGUCGCCGGUAAAAUAUCGCCGGCGUGUGCUGUGCUAUCAACCAGCAAACAAAAAAAGAAAAGAAAGGAAACACAACGAUAACACCCACCCACCCACCACCCACGCUGAUCUGUUGGGUAUCACGUCCUGACGUUUCCACACGUCCCGAGGUCCUGGUGCCGGGGCAAUGGGUGCCCAGCAGGUGAAGGAACGUCCGGUCGGAACUACUUCUUCUACCCUCGGUGCUGGCAGCUCGAUUCGAUCCAGCCGGAGCAAACCCCGUACGUCGAAGGAUGCACGGACCCUUGGCUCGAACAUCUUCACUGAGCAUAGCGAGGCAUUAUUACAAUCGCGCCCGUUACCACACAUCCCACCACCGGGAAGCUUACUGCCGACGGAUCUGCUCACCCAGAAUCAGGAUGGGCCGGAAAACCACACCGGAACGAUGCACUCGCAGGGCAGCUCGAACACCGCCCAGUCCAGCUUCGAAACGGCCAAUCGGUGGACGUCCAAAGAGAACCUGCUGGCACCAGGACCCGAGGAGGACGAUCCUCAGCUGUUUGUGGCCCUGUACGACUUUAAGGCUGGCGGUGAAAAUCAACUGAGCCUGCGCAAAGGCGAACAGGUGCGGAUACUGUCGUACAACAAGUCCGGCGAAUGGUGUGAGGCUCACUCGGAUUCGGGCCACGUUGGUUGGGUGCCGUCGAAUUACGUGACACCGUUGAAUUCGCUGGAAAAGCACUCCUGGUAUCAUGGGCCAAUUUCGCGCAAUGCCGCCGAGUAUCUGCUCAGUUCCGGCAUCAACGGAAGCUUUCUGGUGCGUGAAAGCGAAAGUUCCCCAGGCCAACGGAGCAUUAGUUUGCGGUAUGAUGGUCGCGUCUAUCACUACCGGAUCUCGGAGGACUCGGAUGGGAAGGUUUACGUGACGGCUGAUGCAAAGUUUAACACGCUGGCUGAGCUGGUGCAUCAUCAUAGUGCGCUGCAUGAAGGACAUGGCUUGAUCACGCCGCUGCUGUAUCCGGCACCGAAGCAGAACAAACCGACGGUGUUCCCGCUUAGUCCGGAACCGGACGAGUGGGAAAUUUGCCGGACGGACAUUGUGAUGAAGCACAAGCUGGGCGGAGGUCAGUACGGUGAGGUGUAUGAGGCUGUGUGGAAGCGGUACUGCAACACGGUUGCGGUGAAGACGCUCAAGGAGGAUACGAUGGCGUUGAAAGAUUUCCUGGAAGAGGCUGCUAUCAUGAAGGAGAUGAAACAUCCAAACCUGGUGCAGCUAAUAGGCGUCUGCACACGCGAACCACCGUUUUACAUCAUCACCGAGUUUAUGAGCCAUGGCAACUUACUCGACUUUCUGCGCACCGCUGGCCGAGAGACGCUAGACGCGGUGGCGUUACUGUACAUGGCCACGCAGAUCGCAUCCGGCAUGAGCUAUCUCGAGAGCCGGAACUUCAUCCACCGCGAUUUGGCCGCACGAAACUGCCUAGUCGGUGACAACAACUUAGUGAAGGUGGCUGAUUUCGGGCUGGCCCGAUUGAUGCGUGACGAUACGUACACGGCCCACGCUGGGGCUAAAUUUCCCAUCAAAUGGACGGCACCCGAGGGUCUGGCGUACAACAAGUUCAGCACCAAGUCGGACGUGUGGGCCUUCGGUGUGCUGCUGUGGGAGAUUGCGACGUACGGCAUGUCGCCGUACCCGGGCAUCGAUCUGACUGAUGUCUUCCACAAGCUCGAGUCCGGUUACCGCAUGGAGCGUCCGCCAGGUUGCCCUCCGGAGGUGUACGACCUGAUGCGAAAGUGCUGGCAAUGGAAUGCUCAAGAUCGGCCGACCUUCAAGAGCAUCCAUCACGAUCUCGAGCACAUGUUUCAGGAAUCCUCCAUUACCGAAGCGGUUGAAAAGCAGUUGCAAGGGGUCGGCGUGAUACCGAUGCAGCUUACACCGCAGAUGAACAAGAAGCCUCACAUGGGGAUGCAGCAGCAACAGCAGCAGCAGCAGCAGCAACAACAAUUGCUACCACCUCCUCCCCAGCAGCAGCAACAGCAACAGCAGUCGCAACAUGAACCGGCAAUAACUCCCAUCUCUGAUUCGGGAUCCGGCUCUAAAUUCAGCACAUUUGGAAACAAACAACCGGCUACCGCCGGAGUGCAGAUGCGACGGACAACGAACAAGCGUGGCAAAACGGCCCCAGCUCCACCAAAGAGAACAAGUCUGCUCUCGUCUAGCCGUGAUUCGACGUACCGGGACGAUGAUAAUUGCAGGCUCGGAGAUGGCGAACAAAAUGCUAAUGGUACUACUAUUCCUAUCACAAAAUCGUGCUCUUGCAGUAGUUUUCUUAUCGAUAAGCUGUUUCGAGGGUUUACGCGAGACAUGGCCAAUCUCAUGAAUCGUGCCACAGACUCCGAGAAUGAGCAAACAGAAGUUACGCCUGACACCGACACGGAGAAUCCGGAACCGAUCGGCUUUCAGAAAACGCCACAGCAAAGCUCCUUCAAACGGGCUCCGAUCAUGGGAAACCGUGGCUUGGAAACCCGAGGCAGCAAGCGGUUGCCACAGCAGGCACGCCGUGAUCCACUGCCGCCCGGAAUAGGAGCACAACCGUUGAUUGGUCCUGAACAACAACUCGUAGUCGGAGCCUUGGAGGUUCAAAACGUGAAGAAAGCCAUCAACCGGUUUGGCACGCUGCCUAAAGAUGCAAGAAUAGGAGCCUAUCUCGAGUCUCUGCGUCAAAGUAAUGGAACCGUAGUUCAGCAAUCGCCAGGAACGGCACAGCAGCAGCUGUCUCAACAGCAGCAUCAAGCGAUGCAAAUGCAGAACUCGGCCCAGAUGCCAAUGGGUUCGAACACUGGCAUGCCACUGGUUUCAGAUCCUCCGCCACCACCGAUGGCCGCGGCGAAUGCGAUAUCAAACAGCAUACUAGCACAACGGAAUGCGGCAGCCGUUAAAGCAGCACAACCGCAGAUGAUACGUAGCAAUUCCUCGAGCGGGGUGACCAUGUCCAACUCGGCCACAGCUAGUCUUUCAAAGUUACAGCGCCAUCGCACGACAACGGAUGGCUCGAUGAUGACGUUUUCGUCCUUUCGCGGGACGGUUGGAAACAAUAGUCCUAAGCGCGCCGUUCAGCCAACUCUUGCCGAUCUCGAAUUCCCGCCACCACCCGUCGAUCUGCCGCCUCCACCAGAGGAGUUUGAUAUGCCAUUCGAUCAGCGAGGAGGAGGUGGUGGCAUGAUGGAGAAAACGAUGGCCCCAUCGAACGAUGUGCGCAACACGGAACCAAGCGUCGAAGAGGCGAGCUCACGGUUCGGUGUGAGCUUACGCAAACGGGAACCGUCUACGGAUUCCUGCAGCUCACUGGGCAGUCCGGCCGAUGCUAUGAUCAAUCCAGCGGGAGAUCCCUCGAUGCUUCCAAUGCCACCUCCACCUCCGGCCAGUGCGAAGGAACUUAAAGCUGAUACCAAGCGAGGAGUGACAAAUGUGCCAAAGUGUUUACCACCGGGUGCUGGUGAUGCUGGUGGGGGUAAAAAAUCUGUCGGUGCCAGUGGCAUACCGCUGCACGGCACUUCCGAUCCAGCGUCACAAUUAGUCAGUGAGCUGGGUGAAUCGGUACAUUUACCAAAGGCGCCCUCACCGCUGUCCGCAACCUUGGAAUCGCAGCAGCCAAUAUCGCACUACAAAUCAUCGGACGUCAGCUCGUUGCGCAAGCCGGUCACGAUGUCCAAAUCCACCAUUCUGCCGUCGUCCAGUGCUUCGGCAUCGGAAAACUUCAAUUCCAAUGCUCAGCCACCGUUCAAAGCCCAACUGAAGAAGGUUGAUGCCGGAAAGCGUAUUCCUGCCCAAGCAACGAAAAAGGAGGAGAACGCUGGGGGCAUCAUUGAUUUUAAGUCACGGUUGCGCAAAGUCGAUCAAAACAGUGCGGAAGUGUCUAGCAAUGGUGGGAAUGUUGGUGGUGAUCUCGCGGAAUCUGCAACGACUGUGGACAAUAAUAAUAAACAUCAUCCGGGCAACAGCGCGCAUAGUAUUCACAAUAACAACACCAUCAAUACGACCAUUUCCAGCAAUAGUAAUGGCAAUAUCAUAAACAACAAUGACAAUUCGGCGUCGUCCUCCUCGUCGGAAAAUGAAACCCAUCGAACGCAGAAAAAGGGCGACACGGGGACGAUGAUGGUAACGAGGAAUGGCACCGCUCUGUCAGGCAAAAACAAUCAAGACCCAAGCAGUAAGCUGCUGCUGGAUAAUAAUGAAUUCAACUCACUGAAGCUGAAAAAGACCAGUGCAGCUGCGUCGACGAUAGUGACGGGCUCGGCCCCGAUCGAUAGUAAUAAGGUGAUCGAGCUGAAAAAGACUGAAAUAAAGAUCGAACUAAGUGACGAUCGGAAGCGUGAAAGUUUGGAAGGCAACUCGCUCAAAGUGGACAGUGGUGGCGGUAGCGGUGAUAAUCUCUCUACUGGAAGCAGUGGAGCCGGUGGCGAGGACGGUGACGGAAAACGCAAAAGUACCGGCAGUAUUAGCAGCCUCAAGAAGCUGUGGGAAGCGAAGGAAUCUCCGAACGAUCAGCUGAGUGCCCAGCUGAGUCCGAAGAUGGGUACGAAAAGUGCGGCCAACAUGGUCCCGAAAAUGAACAAUAAUCUGGAAGCGGAUGAUGGGACCGGAGAAACGAUUCACCAGCCACAGGAUGCGCAGCAGCCCUCGAAUGUCAGCCCUGCUGGUUGCGUUUCAACGGGGACAUUAGGAAACAGCAAAAAACCAGCCGUCCCGAUGAAGCCAUCCAAAUUCUCUUCCAUUUACGCAACGCCGGUGCAAAAUAUGAUGCAAUCGACAUCGUCCAUAUCGACAACGGGCUCGGGCGGUGGAACACCGGCCACUUACAGUACCGGUUACUCCAAAUCGAUCGACAACGCCAACUUACAAGACAAAUCGGCCACAACGACAGCGCCUUCCUCGGUACCAGUCGCAUCGCCGAUGCCUCCUGCAACAGGUGGACGGGAAAACAUUCUGGAGCUGGUGCUGCAGCUGCAGAGCGGGUUGAAAUUGCCUGUCGCCAACAUUUCCGCCACACAGUGGUUGGCGCUGAGCGAUCGGCUUAAUUCUUUGCAGUCCUGUUGCGUUACGUUUGCUGACAACGAAAGCCUGCCUCCGCAUGCCAAAUUUCACUUCAGAGAGCUAGUCACGCGGGUGGAGAACCAGGCACGGUCAUUGCGCUCCGCCAGCAAUAAGAACGUUCAAGACAACGAAAAACUCGUCCAAGAAGUCGGCCAAUCACUGAAGCAGAUAUCGAACGCACUGCACAGGUAA
Anopheles nili is the source of this 5903-nucleotide messenger RNA. It is a transcript of the gene Abl, whose product is annotated as tyrosine-protein kinase Abl. The transcript is spliced from 8 exons. The record is from RefSeq and is a predicted model, not a curated record. Bases 804 to 5903 code for a protein of 1699 amino acids. Gene Ontology annotation, molecular function: ATP binding; non-membrane spanning protein tyrosine kinase activity; protein binding. NCBI's taxonomy places the organism in Eukaryota, Metazoa, Arthropoda, Insecta, Diptera, Culicidae. Gene Ontology annotation, biological process: protein phosphorylation.